AUUUUCUUGUCUUUUGCCUCCGAUAACAAGGCUGCCGUCAACUUUCUACAAGUUAGACGCCCGCUCUCAAGAGGUACGGUUCACAGUCUCUAAGGGAACGGAACUUGGCCAGACACGGACCUCAUUCUUACCGUCUGCAGAGCUGGGUCGUGAGUCGAUGGAGCGCUCUCUUAUCUCUUGAAACCCCCGCUACCGGCAUACGAUCAACUUUGCCGACGACAUACUGCUGGGAAGCCUCGAGCGGGAUAGCGGAGCGAUUUUCUCCUUAUCCUCCUUGGUUUUGAUCUGGGUCUAAAAUGUCUGCUGCGAGCAUGGAUGAAGGUAAUUCUACCUCUUUCCAGCCCUGCCCUACAGAUCCCCAAGGUCUUUAUGCCCUUGAGGGUCUUCCGUCUCCCCCAUCAAUCUCUCAUCUGCAUGUGAAUGAUCUGGGGCUUACACCUUCCCCUGGGUCCCAGCUGCAGCACUCCAACAUCGGCCCACAUGAAGAGCGUCCUCUGUCCGCCGGAGUUGUAAAUACUACACCAGCACUCCAUGAUGCGCGAAACUGUACGGAACAGCUCGAUACCCUGAAGAGCCACAUAGGUGAUGAGCAUCACACCAAAGUCGAAUUUACAUCAGAAGAACAAAGUUCUAUCCGCUCCCAGACAGAGGAUUCUCAAGAGUCGUCGACCGAAGCUGCAUCUCGUUCCCCACAAUUCGAUAUACACCGAUCGGGAUCCGACGAGUCCAACAGCACUACUGAGGACUUAUACGACCCUCUCUUUGACGACGACUUUGACCUCCAGGAAUUCGACGUGGUUUUACCUUCCCGGAAGAGGGACGGCGACGAGGCGUUUUCUGAAGAAUGUGCUUCCUGGGAUUUACCAAGCAAGAGGAAAGUCACUGAGUUCACACAAGAUCUGACGACAGUGUCGCCGGACAACACACCCUCAUUAACAUCACUUGAUUCUAUUCAGCCUGAUCAAGCGGGCACCGGACCUCAUACGCCAGCAGAUAUCGAAAAGCAGCACUCGCCGGGUGCUUUCUUCGAUCCCAUAGAUAUCCUGCUUCAAGAUCCUACAUGCGACCUUACUUUGAACAUUCCAGACGGCGAAAUCCCGUUCAGCUUUGAUUUCUCAGACGCGGACAAUGGACAGGGGCGGAAGGAGGACAUCCGAACGAGUCAUAUAUCUGACGAGACUCUCAACCUAGCCGAGCAUGCUGACUCGAAUCUCCUUGAUAACACCUCCCGCGAGGUCCUGCAGCGGGUUUACGUCGAACCAGAGUAUGCCUCGCCAUAUCCGCCUCACGGAGGGCCCUUGGGAUACCUUCCAUCAGCCCAAGGACUCCACGUCAGGUGCAUGGAAGUGUCCGAUGAUCGGAUCAACUUUCGUCUUUCGAGCCUGCGGGCGAGGGUCCAACAGCUGACCCAAGAACGCAACAAGUACAAACAAGAGUUGGCACAGAUGUCGGACCUGACCGCUGUGGACCCGGCGACGGGUAAGACGAAGAAGCAGUUACUCCUGGAGCAGAAUGCGAUGCUGCGACGGGUGUGUUCCCGGCACCAAAAGCGGGUUGAAGAAUACAAGCAAGAGGCGACCGAGUGGAAGAACAAGCUUCACAAUCUUAGCGUGACCCACAACUGCCUCUUGUAUGAGAUCCAGACCCAGAACCAAGUACCUCGAGUGAAUCCAAUGCCCCCGGGAUACAAACCUCCCCGGGUUCGUCAGGUCAACCUCGAGGGAACCCCCGUGCAUUCUCCAGCACCAAGUACAUCUGCGGGCGGCUCUUUCGUGUCUGAAGCUCGAGCGGAACCACUGACGAUCGACCUGACCGACGGGACGGGCGAUGAUGCGCCCGCCGAGACCCCCGAGGAAUCUCAACGACGCACGGAGAUGCUCCAGUCCCUGCGGAGUAAAAGAUACCGGUGGCUGGCCGAUGGGGAAGCGGAGGUCGGCAAUGCGGCCUGGCGCAUGGCCCAGGGUUCCCCAAGAGCCGGUGGUGGUGGGCCUCAGGAUUCCGGGCGGAGCCGGGACCACCGACCAGCGAACACCCCACGCGAGAUUGCGUCAGAGCAAUGACGCCGACUGGGGGAGCCAGAGUUGAGGUCAGGCAAGCUGACGUAUUUGAAAAUAUCUUGAUACCCUUGUUUAUCUUUUCUCGAUCAAUCAUAACUGCGGGGCGGCGUUGAGGAUGGUGUCAUCCAUCGAUGAACCGAUUGCAUUUUUAGAGUCUAACAAGCUUUCCUGCAUGGUACCAAC
Messenger RNA from Aspergillus ibericus CBS 121593, 2240 nucleotides. RefSeq lists its product as uncharacterized. The transcript is spliced from 2 exons. The coding region runs from base 297 to 2060 and encodes 587 amino acids. The record is from RefSeq and is a predicted model, not a curated record. Lineage: Eukaryota; Fungi; Ascomycota; Eurotiomycetes; Eurotiales; Aspergillaceae.